Aspergillus pseudonomiae is the source of this 2090-nucleotide messenger RNA. Its product is annotated as GMC family oxidoreductase. The coding region runs from base 265 to 2046 and encodes 593 amino acids. NCBI's taxonomy places the organism in Eukaryota, Fungi, Ascomycota, Eurotiomycetes, Eurotiales, Aspergillaceae. The transcript is spliced from 3 exons. The record is from RefSeq and is a predicted model, not a curated record. Gene Ontology annotation, molecular function: flavin adenine dinucleotide binding; oxidoreductase activity, acting on CH-OH group of donors.
CUUCACAAUCCACCACGGAAAGUCGGCAUCCCCCUCAUUAAUGACGAUGUCACCGAAAGUCUGGAGCAUCGAUCUUAUGGAGCAUGUCAGUAUAAAAGAACCAUGGAUUCCAGCACCAAAGACAUCUUCCUAUCAUCAUCACAACAAUAACAGUUACUACAAUAACAAAAACAACAACAAAAACAAUCACAAUCACAAUCUUCUUCCAAAUCUUUCAAUCCAAUCUACAAUAGAAUCACUAUUUCUAUUACUUCAACCAUCAUCAUGAGUGCCCAAGUCAACAACAACCAGUACGACUUCAUCGUCGUCGGAGGUGGCACCGCUGGCAAUGCUAUUGCUGGUCGCCUUUCCGAGAACCCCAGCGUUCGCGUUCUCGUCGUCGAAGCUGGUAUCGCCAACUCCGGCCAGAUCGAGGACAUCACCACCCCUUCCAAGGCCUUCGGACUCCGUGGUAGCCAGUAUGACUGGGCCUACAAGACUACCAUGAUCAAGCGUGAUGACUACGAGCGUGUUGAAAAGCCUAACACUCGUGGUAAGGCUCUUGGUGGUAGUUCUUGUGCCAACUACUUCACCUGGAUCCCCGGAUCUAAGGCCACUUUUGAUGACUGGUACGAGUUCGGCGGCAGUGACUGGACCUGGGACAACUGUGUGGAUUACCUCCGCAAGUGUGCUACCUACCACGAUGACGAGGGGCUCUACCCCACCGAUCUGAACAAGAUCGGUACCGGUGGACCUGUCCAGAUCUCCCACGCCGAGCUUGUUCCUGAGCUCGAGACCUUCCGCAAUGCUCUCACCACUGCCUGGACCUCCAAGGGCGAGCCGCUUUCCGAGGACAUUUACUCCGGUGAAAUGCACGGUCUGACCCACUGUGUGGAUACGAUCUACAAGGGUCAGCGCCAAGGUAGCUGGCUGUACCUCGAGAACAAGCCGAACGUCACUAUCCUGUCUCAGGUCCACUCCAAGCGCCUGAUCAUCGACCGCACCACUCAGACCUGUACUGGUGUGACUGUUGUCGACCCCACCAAUGGUGCUGAGCUUAACCUCUAUGCUACCCGCGAAGUUAUUGUCUCCCAGGGUGUGUUCGAGACCCCCAAGCUCCUGCUUCUGAGUGGUAUCGGUCCUGCUGCUGAGCUGAACAAGCACGGCAUCGAUGUGGUCGUUGACUCUCCCCAUGUUGGUAAGAACCUUCUCGACCACCCUAUUGUGCCCUUCGUCCUGCGCCUCAAGGACGGUGUUGCUCUUGAUGAUCACAUUCACCGUGCUGGACCCGCCAACGAGGCUGCUGUUGCUGCCUACCGCCGCGACAAGACCGGUCCGGCCGCUUCCGGUUUCCUGGAGCUGGUUGGCUUCCCUCGUAUCGAUGAGCGCCUGAACCGCUACCCUGCCUACCGUGAGGCUAAGGCUGCCAACGGUGGCCUUGACCCCUUCGGCCCUGCUGGCCAGCCCCACUUCGAACUCGACUUCGUUGGACUCUUCAGCUCUGCAUUCCAGUGGCAUUACCCUGUGCCCCCCUCUGGUAGCUACAUGACCGUCAUUGUCGAUCUCCUUCGCCCCGUGUCUGAGGGUGGUGAGGUUACCCUGAACAGCACAGAUGCUCUUCAGCAGCCCAACAUCAACCUUAACUUCUUCGCCAGCGACCUCGACGUCCUGGCCAUGCGUGAGGGUGUCAGGUGGACUUACGAUGUCCUCACCAAGGGCGAGGGCUUCAAGGAUCUCGUCCUCGAGGAGUACCCUUGGAACAUGCCCCUCGACUCCGACGAGGCCAUGAACAAGGCUGUCUUGGACCGCAGUCAGACUGGAUUCCACCCUUGUGGUACCGCCCGUCUGGGAAAGAACGUCCAACAGGGUGUCGUUGACAGCAAGUUGCGCGUCCAUGGCAUUAAGAACCUCCGCGUUGCUGAUGCCUCGAUCAUGCCUGUCAUCCCUGACUGCCGUAUCCAGAACUCGGUCUACAUGAUCGGUGAAAAGGGUGCCGAUAUCAUCAAGGCCCAGUACAGGGAAUUGUAUGAGCAGAAGAACAUUCCCUACUUCUCCAGCAAGCUGUGAGCGUCUCUCCGUGAGACGUGGAUGCUGAGAAGCGGUCUUACCGC